AUGAAUGUGGCUGGUGUGGUUAAGGACUGGCUCUUGAUCGCUUUCUCUUGGUCUGUGAUUAAGGAUACGGUCACGCCGUUGAAUCUUUUCGGUUACGGUCUUGCGUUCUUGGGCGUUGCGUAUUACAAUCACUGCAAGUUGCAGGCUUUGAAGGCUAAAGAUGCACAGAAGAAGGUUCAAGAAAGUGAUGAGGAAGCUGGGAAGCUUUUGGAACAGAGGGAAAGUGAAGUUACUGGAAAAAGAAACGAUACUCAAGACUGA
Molecule: messenger RNA, 261 nt
Organism: Thlaspi arvense
Lineage: Eukaryota; Viridiplantae; Streptophyta; Magnoliopsida; Brassicales; Brassicaceae
Source: the annotation of a GenBank genome assembly